CUUCGCGCCAGGGGCGGGACGUGCUUGACGCCAUCUCCGGGCGCCCGGCCUGGAGGGGGGCGCUGGGUGUGGGGCGGCUCCAGGGCCGGGGAUGGCGGUUGCGGUGGCUCCAGGACGACCGGGAGGAGCCCAGGGAGCGCUGUGAGAUGGGCCGACUCCCAGAUCAGCCGGGAGGACGCUUACCACAGCUGCUUGGAAGCACCACCAGAAGUUCAGCAGAUGUGGGCGCCCCAGCCAACAGCAGAAAGGGGUGCAGGGAAGCCACAGAGAAGCCCCUUCUGAUGUCCCAAGGAGCAAGCCAGCCCCUCCCAGGCUCCAGGAACACCACAAAGCAAUAUGAAACCUGUGCAUGAGAGGAGUCAGGAAUGCCUUCCACCAAAGAAACGAGACCUCCCUGUGACCAGCGAGGAUAUGGGGCGAACUACCAGCUGCUCCACAAACCACACAUCCUCCAGUGAUGCCUCUGAAUGGUCCCGAGGGAUUGUGGUGGCCGGGCAGAGCCAGGCUGGAGCCAGAGUCAGCCUGGGGGGUGAUGGAUCUGAGGCCAUUACUGGUCUGACAGUAGACCAGUAUGGCAUGCUCUAUAAGGUGGCUGUGCCACCUGCCACCUUCUCACCAACUGGCCUCCCAUCUGUGGUGAACAUGAGCCCUUUGCCCCCCACGUUUAAUGUAGCGUCUUCACUGAUUCAACAUCCAGGAAUCCACUAUCCCCCCAUCCACUAUGCUCAGCUCCCAUCCACCUCACUGCAGUUUAUCGGGUCUCCUUAUAGCCUUCCCUAUGCUAUGCCACCUAAUUUCCUACCAAGUCCCCUCCUUUCUCCUUCUGCCAAUCUCGCCACCUCUCACCUUCCACACUUUGUGCCAUAUGCCUCACUUCUGGCAGAAGAAGCCACUCCUCCCCCCCAGCCUUCAUCCCCAGCCCAUUCAUUUAACAAAGCCCCCCCUGCCACCUCCCCACCUGGGCAGUUGCCACAUCACUCAAGUACUCAGCCACUGGACCUUGCUCCAGGCCGGAUGCCCAUUUACUAUCAGAUGUCCAGGGUACCUGCUGGAUUUACCUUGCAUGAAACCCCCCCAGCAGGUGCCAGCCCAGUUCUUACCCCUCAGGAGGGCCAGUCUGCUCUGGAAGCAGCUGCUGCCAAUGGAGGACAGAGACAACGAGAGCGAAGUUUAGUAAGGCGGGAAAGUGAAGCCCUUGACUCCCCCAGCGGCAAGGGCGAAGGCCAAGGACUGGUGCCAGUGGUAGAAUGUGUGGUGGAUGGACAGUUGUUUUCAGGUUCUCAGACUUCACGGGUGGAGGUGACAGCACUGGCGCACCGAGGGACCCCAGACACUGACCUUGAGGUCCAGCGGGUGGUUGGCGCUUUAGCUUCUCAGGACUAUCGUGUGGUGGCAGCUCAGAGGAAAGAUGAAUCCAGCCCCCUCAACCUGUCCCAUCAUACUCCUGACCAUCAGGGUGAGGGACGAGGGUCAACCAGGAACCCUGCAGAGGUGGCAGAGAAGAACCAGGCCCGUGGGUUCUACCCUCAGUCCCAUCAGGAACCAGUAAAACAUAGACCUUUACCCAAAGCAAUGGUUGUAGCCAAUGGCAACCUGGCGCCCACUGGAACUGACCCAGGCCUGCUGCCUGUGGGCUCGGAGAUCCUGGUGGCAUCGAGUCUGGACAUGCAGACCAGAGCCACCUUCCCAGACAAGGAGCCAACGCCACCCCCUAUUACCUCCUCCCACUUGCCCUCCCAUUUCAUGAAAGGGGCCAUCAUCCAGCUGGCUACAGGGGAGCUGAAGCGGGUGGAGGACCUCCAGACCCAGGAUUUUGUGCGCAGUGCCGAAGUGAGUGGGGGGCUGAAGAUUGACUCUAGCACGGUUGUGGACAUUCAGGAGAGCCAAUGGCCUGGAUUUGUUAUGCUGCAUUUCGUGGUUGGUGAGCAGCAGAGCAAAGUGAGCAUCGAGGUGCCCCCCGAGCACCCCUUCUUUGUAUAUGGCCAGGGUUGGUCCUCCUGCAGCCCUGGGCGGACUGCACAGCUCUUCUCUCUGCCCUGCCAUCGACUACAGGUGGGAGAUGUCUGCAUCUCUAUCAGUUUACAGAGCUUGAACAGUAACUCGGUUUCUCAGGCCAGCUGUGCUCCCCCAGGCCAGCUGGGUCCCUCUCGAGAAAGGCCUGAGAGGAUGGUCUUGGGACCCAGAGACCUGUGUGACAGUGAGGGGAAGAGCCAGCCCACAGGAGAGGGCUCCCAUGUGGUAGAGCCCCCCCAGCCUGAGCCUGGUGCUCAGACCUGCUGGCCAGCCCCGAACUUCCAAAGAUACAGUGUGCAAGGGGAGGAGGCACGGGCUGCGCUGCUCCGUCCCUCUUUCAUUCCACAAGAGGUAAAACUGUCCAUCGAAGGGCGUUCAAAUGCGGGAAAAUGAACCUCUCUCCCAGACCAGGACUGGGGCUUUUACUCCAGAGGUGAUCCUCACCGUGAGCAGGCAGAGGAUUUGCACACGCUGAGCAGGGAAUGGCUCUCUUGGCAGUGAGAUUUAGGGGAAAAGGGGAAGCAUGAAGGCAGCCUCCCAAGGCAGGAUCUGUUGCUCAUUACCCCUUGCAUCCCUUUCAGCACAGCCCCAGGGGGUGCUGUGAUAGGGUGCAGCAGGCCUGGGGCAAGAAAGGGAGGGGGUGCACAUAGGAAAAGAAACAUUCCAAAAUCAGGGCCUCCCUGCUCUUUCCUCCCUAUCCCUAGCUCCUGCAAGGGACAGUACAGGCUUUGGGGGCAGGUGGCAGAGAGAGGGAGCAAAGAAAGAGCCAAAAAUGAUGAUCCACAGCUUAUAGUAGCAGUAAAACUGUCUGAAGUGUUUUGUUUUUUAGUUUUUUUUUUUUUUUUCCUUUUUUGUGGUGGGAGGGCAGGAGGCCCCAUGGUUAGAAAUAAGAGGGUUCCCACCCAGAACCCUUCUUGUGAGAGAUGUGCACUUUAAAGGGUGAUUUUUGUUACAGAUAUCUAUGGCUGGGUGUGUGGGAGAGGAGUACCCUCAUCUGCAGAGCUCUGCUUGAUCCUCAGCUUCACCCCUUUCCCAUCUCUCUCAGCAUUCCUCCUGUGAGGCUUCUAGCAGCUUGGAGGCCAGGAGAGAGAGAAGCCCUUCCAGAGUUGAGCGUGGAGUUCUGCCUUGCCAGGGACCCAGUCAGGGGACUUUGGGAGAAAGACCUUAUAGCCAGGUGACUGGGCUCUAGGUGGGGCUUCUGGAAAAGUAGCUGACCUAACAAAGCUCCUCCUACUCAGUAUGUGGGCCUGCUUUGAGAUUUCCUCCAGUCUCUAGUUGGUAAUGGUGACUUUGGAAAGAAUCAGUGGACCUUUUCCCCAGGCACCUAUACCCCUCUGUUGUCUGUCUAUGUUGUGCCUAAGUGCCUGCACUGCCCCCACCCUUCUGCCACUCUAGCCUCUGCAUGGCGUCUUGAGCUGGGCCUUGUGUAGCUGCGCUGCCUUUCCUCUUCUGCAAAAGUGGCUUUGUCCACUCUGGCCAAGACCUCUAGUUUGUGGUAUGUAGGGGUCUGUGGUUUCCCCAUCAGCUAAAAUCUUUGUUUUUAAGAACUCUUAAGUUACGGCCCUCCUCUUUUACUGCCACAUACCUUGGGGGAGAAACAAGAAGGGGACCAUGCCCUGGACCAGGGCGAAUGCACCUGGCUAGGCAAGUCCCAUCCUGGUAUUUAUGCAUGUCCCCCUCUUGUGUUAUGUCACUGCCACUCCUAGCAUUCAGUUGUCUCCAAGCCAUCCUCUCCCACCACCAGCUCUAAAGUUCUGGGAUAGUCUCAGUAACAUUUUAAUACCUGAAGUACAUUUCAUUUCUGAUUUCCUCUGCAGAGUAUUUUAAGUCUUAGUUGCAUGUGCUACCCUUUGUCAUAACUUUUCACAACUUUUAGCAUCAGCUUGGACUGUGGGAUUCUACUGGGUAUUAGGAUUUAGGCUACUCCACCAGCUAUCAGGUGGGUGAGUGGUCUUGUUUGUUUGAUUAUGGGGGCGGUCUUUAGACUCUUGAAGGCAACUCAGGGUAUUGUCCACCUAGCUCUCUUGGUUAGAUUUCUCCCAGGUGUGAUCCUGACAUUUCCUUUUAUUGAUGGACUGGCCAAGGCCUGGCCUCUCAUCAGGAGUCCCAAAUGUCUGAGGUCUGAGUUCUGCUCUGUCUAAGACUGUAGGCAAGUCUUACGACCUCUCACUCUUUCACUUCCUCCCCAGCUGCCAAAUGGGGAUAAAUAAUCUUACCUACCUCCUGGGGGGAGGGGAAGUUCUGAGAAUGGAGUCAUUCUUAGUGUUCAGGUGCUAAAGGUUGUUCUCCUGGGGGAACAGAGUGACUGAAACUGGCUUGUUUGCUACAAGCCCUACACUCUACUGUUUCAUUCCUUGAGAGCAGUUAACCUGGUCAGUGAGCUUUGUGGAGUCCAUCCAAAGGAGGCUCCUGACCUGACCACGCAUUCUUCGGUCUCUACUUUAUGUCAGAACCAAAUACCAACCUUGUACUGCAUUUGAGAUCAUAUCCUUUCCCUUUUCUACCCUUCCGUUCUCUGAAUGCUGCUUUCUCUGGCUUGUUUGCUGCAGUGGGGCCUGGUGUGAGUCUUGAGAAAUCCCCUCAGAUGAGAGUCUUGGGUGAGGGCCUCAUCUUUAGCUAUUUCAUGAGCAACCUAUGUUUAGGGAUUAUCAUAUGUAUGGGUUUCUCACAAGCGUCCUUCAUGGGAGGGUUCAUCAGCAGAAUAGAGUAACAGCAGACACCCAAGAAAUGUCCACUGUGACACCAACUGAGCUGCUUCCUUAUAGGAGCAAACCUGUAUUUAACCAGGUACAGACCAAGUGGUUUAAGUCAGAGUACCCUCCACUCAGGCAAGUUGCGACUUCCCAGUCUGGUCACACCAAGUCCUGGAAAGAGAAAUUGUGGGAGACCUUAGCAAGUUGAGCGCUGACAUUUCUGCCAUGGUUCCUCUUCUGUUUUCUUGCUGGUGAAGCAAUACCAGCAGCUGCUCCUCAUAUUGUGCCAUGUAUGUGUAGCAUGUUAAUACUUGAUUUUGCUGAGCUGCAGAGGUAGCUUUCUUUCAUAAAGGAUGGUUCCCCAAGAAAAAAAAAAGCUUUGUCCUCUAAAUCUUGGUCAGAGCUAUCAUAGUCCUUGGCUUUUCCUCUGGUUCACUUUUCCUCCAGACAUGAGAAAUAAGAGUAAACUGAUAUUACCUGUUUUUCCUAGUAGGAGUUACUUAAGUUUGCAAGAGACAUGAGUGUAGUGUUUGCAGAGUGAGCAUUUCAAUGGGCAGUUGACAAAGGCUGGUCAGUCCCUAGUCAGUGGUGGUACAUUCCCAGAGCUUAGGGAUAGAAAGGAGGACUGCUAAACUCUGGAACUGUACAGAAAUGCCUGCACCAAUUUGGAAGAAGGGAAACUUGCUAGAGAAUGCUUCAAAAGAUCCUAAGACUUAGACCACCAUUCCUGUCAAGAUUAUUAUACUUGGGAAAGGGAUCUGGGAGUUCAGAGCUUAGUAUUGUAUCCAAUACAAGAGGUCCCAGCAGAUCUGGACUGACCCUUCUAUACUCUUGGUCCCAGUUGGUCAUAACGCCACGGUCUUUCCUCUGUGCUGCUUUGCCACUGCUGCUCUUUGUUCACUGUCCUGCCUGCUGCCCUCUGUAGCUCCCUGUCCUUCCAUGUCUUUGGCCAUGUAAAUGAAAUUCAGGCAUUUAUUCUUAGCUAUGUUUUGCCAGUGUUACUGUAUAGCACAGUCAUGUUGAGUAGGGAUGGUAUGAAAUGCUGCUGGUGGGCUGGUGAAUCCAAAGGGAUAUGGCUUCAGUGAUAUCAGGAGCUCUCUGGCUCCAAGAUCUGCCUGUCUUGAGAAAAAAAAACAAGCAGUUCCUAUGAGAGGGUAUGUUCUUCCUUUGUAGUAUCUUGUAUUCUGUUUUAAGAACCGAGUAAGGGGGAACCACCGUAGGGCCUGUGCCAGCAUCCCAGCAAGAUUCAUGUAGCUCUAUUUACAUGGAUUGUAGGGUUGGGAGAGGGUUUGAAGUUUGGCUGACGUAGCCCCUCCAGUAGGGUUUAGUUUUAUUUUUUCCAAUGGGCAUCAUAGGUGAUUUAGGGGAAGCACAGGAUGGUAAUAUUUAAACCUGCAGAAGCAGGCAUAUGGUAGAGUUGACUGAUCACACUGGAGCUAAAAGUGGACAUGGGAUGACUGGGAAAGGGCCCAGGUCCAUUGGAGUAAAGAUAACCGGAUUAACUGAAUUGGCCAUGGGAGAUUAGGCCAUAGUCUUAGAAGCAAAGUAAAUAGAACAGAGGCCAAAUUUUUGGGAGAUGUCUUGACUUCCUUGGGCUAAGUUUAUUAAACCACACUGAAGCUACAGUAUUUUCCAGAUGGGAAAAAGCGUACACUACAGUCGAAGAGAUGAACCCUGCUAGAUUGGAUGUUGAUCAGGAACCUAUUAGCCCUUUGCUGUGAAACCUUCACCCACCCUCCAGCUUCCCUAGGGUAGGAAAGGUCUCCCACAUUAUGCAAUAAUAAAAUAAGCCUCUGUGUCUUUGCAGUUGUCAGUUGCUCUUUCAACUCUAGGAUCCACUGUUGGACCAGAAGCCUGGUCUGGGCCUCAGAUGACACUGGCCCUUGAUGCUAGAGUCGGCUGCACUCUCUCCUUACUUGCAGACUAUGCACAGUGCCUGGGGCAGAAGGAGCAGAGGUAGUGUGGUUUGCCCUGCUGAGCCUCCCCAGCAGGAACAGUAGUAAUAAAUGCACUUUUCACACUAAAAGUUUAUUAGUUCUCCUGUUAAGCCUAGAUCUUCCCCUAGUAGAUUGCAAACUCAAAGUGUGUGAUCCCAAAGCCAUUCCACUGCAAAUGCCCAGCAGUGAAGAUGGCCCCAUCUUGGGUUCCUGUCUGCAGUGUGUGUGGUUGCAACCCAUGUGCCUUUACCCAUUGUCAAACUUGCAAGCAUCUAUUCUGUCUUUAUGACUGUCAUGGGGACUUAGGUUCUUCAGAGAGCGAGCGAGCAAGAGCGCUGAUGACAGUGGUUUUACAUCCACCCCUGGAUAAGGAGCUUGCACAUAGUGGUGAAUUGUGAGGGUUAGUGAGCUGCUGGUCUUGCUGAAGGCGUGGUUGAUCCCUCAUACUUGCUUCAUACAUGCAUUGAAGAGAAUCUGGAUUGUGUUGGGGAAGAGACUGUACUCAUGGCUAAUUUGAAGUAUUAAAAUAAGACUGUCCCCUACAAACUAGUCACACAGGAUCCCUGUAGCCCGAACAGUGUAAGUUCCAGCUGCAGAGAGCAAACUGCUCUCAGCUUGCACAGCACCUUAGGGGAGGGAAGAAUAUAUGGAUAGGGAAUGGGGUGGAGAAAGGAUGGGAAUUUUGUCAUCCAGGUGGCUUUAGGGUCCUAAGGAUUAGAGAAGGAUGGCACUGGGGAGGUCUGGUUGGAUCUGAUUUGUGUAGGAGUUCCCUGUAGAUAAAUUACUGAUCCCCCAACUACUAUCCCCAGUAUGUAAUGGCUGAAUUAAUAUGUAAUCAACUGCAUUGUAUCUAAAGCCUUAGAACUAGUCAGGUGCUCCCCCCACCCAAUACCAUUUCUUACCCUCUAAUCCUACCUGAUCUUUAACAAAGCAUUAAUAAUUCUAAGGAUAAUCUCUAUUUUGUUGUGCUUUUUUGUAACUGUUUUAAAUAAAUCAAUUUGUACUGUAUAUUUGUACUUUUGUGAGAUCCUUUUUGCUGUUUUACCAUUUUAAGUCUCUGUACUUGGCUACACACAGAUUGUAUUUUUAUUGUUAAUGCUCUUCUUAUGGAUACCUGCAUUUAACUUGUGGACUAUGUAAACACAAUAUAUAUCAAUAUCUAUAUAUCUAUAUAUCUAUCUAUAUAAACUACUAGCUUUUC
Messenger RNA from Chinchilla lanigera (long-tailed chinchilla), 7844 nucleotides. RefSeq names its product ataxin 1-like (gene Atxn1l). NCBI's taxonomy places the organism in Eukaryota, Metazoa, Chordata, Mammalia, Rodentia, Chinchillidae. Gene Ontology annotation, biological process: regulation of DNA-templated transcription; anatomical structure development. The transcript has 3 exons. Bases 337 to 2406 code for a protein of 689 amino acids. The record is from RefSeq and is a predicted model, not a curated record. Gene Ontology annotation, cellular component: nucleus. Gene Ontology annotation, molecular function: protein binding; RNA binding.